This is a messenger RNA of Cynara cardunculus var. scolymus (artichoke), 1335 nucleotides long. Its product is annotated as AT-hook motif nuclear-localized protein 14-like. Bases 30 to 1082 code for a protein of 350 amino acids. The transcript has 6 exons. Gene Ontology annotation, molecular function: minor groove of adenine-thymine-rich DNA binding. NCBI's taxonomy places the organism in Eukaryota, Viridiplantae, Streptophyta, Magnoliopsida, Asterales, Asteraceae. The record is from RefSeq and is a predicted model, not a curated record.
AAAAAAUCAAAAAAAAAAAAUAUCUUGUAAUGGAACCUGGUGACCCUGGUGUAGGUUCUUACUACCACCACCAACAACCACCGCCACCACAGCGCUACUCUCACCACCAACAACCGCCAUCACAACCUCCGGCAGCCACCACAAAUGCAAUACUACCAAAUACCAUCACCGAUACUGGUCCCCCUCAAAUGCUAUAUCCUCGCAACUCUGUCCCAUCUGCCGUCUCUUCUCCGACCGGCGUCCGGAGGAAGAGAGGGAGACCCAGAAAGUAUAGCACGCCGGAACAAGCGGCGGCGGCCAAGAGACUCUCCUCCUUGUCUUCUCCGUCUGCAAUUGUUCCACCCUUGUCUUCUUCAAGUAAAAAUGAUGUAUCUAACGCUGUUGGGGCCUCCUCUUCUUCUUCCAAGAAAUCUUCUGCUGGGAAUGCUGGGCAAGGUUUCACGCCUUAUAUCAUCACUGUCACUGCUGGAGAGGAUAUUAACCACACAAUAAUGUCAUUCAUGCAACAAAGCAAGCAAGAGAUAUGUAUCAUCUCAGCAUCUGGUGUGAUCUCUAACGCAACUCUACGCCAGCCAGCCACAUCUGGGGGUAACAUUACUUACGAGGGGCGUUUUGACAUACUAUCACUAUGUGGAUCUUUUGUACGUUCCGAUUUCAGAAGCAGCAGCAGCGGUGGCUUAAGUAUCUGUCUGUCUAGUAAUGACGGCCAAAUCAUAGGAGGCGGAGUUGACGGACCACUGAUAGCUGCAGGGCCCGUGCAGGUAAUCCUUGGUGCAUUUGUUAUCAGUGGUAAGAACGCUGCUAUGUUUACAAAAGAUGAUGCUUCUGUUGGGCCAUCAAGUUUGGGGUUCCCAUCAGCACCUGAAUCUUUUGCAAGAACUUCCAUGGUUGGCAAUGAUGGUAAUCAUCAAAAUAGUCACGGGUAUCCAUUUAUGAUCCCAAAUGGCGGCAUGCCCGUGACAACUGACUGGAGGAAUAACAACGAUUCAAGAAGCGCUCCUGGUUUCAACUUCUCAGGAAGAUUGAAUCAUGGAGCAAAUCAUUCUCCGAAGAAUGGGGAUUACGAUCGUUUUCAAGGUUGAGAUUUCAAGAAUGGUUGUGUUUUAACAGGCAUUUUGUUUGAAUUUGGGGGGAGUUGCAACACAAAUCCUGAACCACUGUACAGUUAGUUAACCAGCAACAUAACCCCCUUUGAAAAGGACUCCAAUGUUUUGAUUUGCAUUUGCUAUAGUUUGUUAAAUUAUUGGAUUAACAUAUAUUCCUUUCACCCUUUUGUAAAAAGUUUGCAACAUGAUUUAUUAUAAACUGGAGAAAUGUUAGUGCUGAUUUAUUGGU